AAAAAAAAAAAAAAAACCAUCUCUCGGCCAUGAAAAAACUCUUUGGUGGCAAAUCUUCAAAGGACAAGAAGCCUGCUGGCUCGUCCACUCCACCUACACCUGCUCAUGCUCAGGUUCAAUCACCAUCCCAUCAUCAACAACGUCCAACUAAUGGUCAACCACCAUCAGCCUCGGGUGGAGCAGCUGCUCAACCCGCCCCAACUGCCAUGGUCUUCACCUCCCUGGCAAGUGCAGGCCCACCUGCAACUUCACAAGGAGGAGGAAUGCCCCCGCAGCCACAUCAUAGUCAUCUCAACGGCACCAAUGGAUACGGUGGAGGUGGUGGAGGAUACCCACCCGUCAGCACCCCUGGUUCGGGCUACAGCUAUAACCAACACCAACCAUACCCAGGAAUGCCACAGCCUCAUGUUCACGGCCCACCAGGCGGUAUUGUCCCCCCGCCCUCAUCAAACCCAAUGUACCCACCAGUACGCCCUAUCCCUCCUCCAUCCUCUAAUACAUACCAGAGUCAACCCUACAAUCCAAACUAUGCCCCCGGUAGUGGAGCUGCGGUAUCGAAUCAUCAACAACAACAGCAACAACCAUUUGGCGGACUACAUCAACCAAGCCAACAACAGCAUGGCGUGCGUGCAAAUGGCAGUCGUCUGACAGGAGAUCCCAAAGAAGACUAUCCUAUUGUGAUGGCGAUCGAUUUCGGAACUACAUUCACAGGAUGUGCUUUUGCAUUCAGGAAAGACCCAGAGAUUCAAGAGAUCAUCACUUGGCCUAAACAGGCAUAUCAAUAUCCCAAAGUCCCAACCAUUAGCUUGUACAAAGUAGAUUCGCCAGAAUUUUUGGACUGGGGGUACCCAGCACGUGCAGUGAUGAUGACCCCCAAUGCCAAGAAGCAUCUCCUGUUGAGCAAGUUCAAACUGCAGCUGGAUGACCAACAGGAAAAUAUUGAACCAUUACCAUUGGGCAUCAGACCAUUGGACGCCAUUUCAGACUAUCUGGGCAAGUUCCACAGUCACGUUGUCAAGGAGGCUAUGAAGAAUUUUGGAUCUACCUACGACCAAUCUCAUAUUCAGUACUGUCUGACAGUUCCAGCCAUGUGGUCAGAUCGAGCGAAACAUGUCAUGCGUCAAGCAGCAAUACGCGCAGGAUUGAUUAAAGAGGACGAUCCGGCCCAUCGAUUGAUCAUCGUAUCAGAGCCUGAAGCCGCCGCUAUGUACUGUCAAUCCAAAGGAGAUCAAUUCAACCUUCAGAAGCAUGAUCGGUUUUUGAUCUGCGAUGCUGGUGGCGGAACGGUCGAUCUGAUUGUCUUUGAAGUCGUGGAUGUGAAUCCGGAAACGGGUAUUCGUAGUCUUCGGGAAGUCACCCGGGGUCAUGGCGCCUCUUGUGGCUCUGCGUUUUUGGAUGCAAAUAUGGAGAAGCUUUUAAGAGAGAAAUUCCAAAAAUAUCCUCUUACACCAAUGGGUUGGGGUACAAUCAUGGACACAUUCGUGAACCAGACGAAGCCUAUUUUCCCAGGAACAGACCCUGAAAUGUAUUUACAGGUCCCCAAUAUCCCCAACUUGCCAGAUGCGAACGAUUUGGAUAUUGGACUGGAAGACGGAAUGCUCAAACUAAUGGUCUCAGAGCUGCAUGAGCGUGUCUUUGACCCAGUGGUGAAGGAUGUCUUGGAUCUGAUUGAAUAUCAACUGUCGCAGACACACUGCGAGGCUAUUUUCAUGGUUGGAGGCUUUGGAUCCUCACGGUACUUGUUUGACAGGGUCACGGCCAAGUUUGCCACAGCAGGUCGCCAGGUUCGGGUACCACCUCGUGCGGAACUGGCAGUGGUCCGCGGGGCAGUCACGUAUGGUUUGCAUCAGGGCUCGAUUAUUUCACGUGUAGCACGUCGUUGGUAUGGAGUCGAUUCUGCAAUGGAUUUCGUUCCUGGCGUGGAUCCAGAAGAGAAGAAGACACUUUCACGCGAUGGCACAGUUCGCUGCAAGGAUCGGUUCUCGGUCUACAUCACACCGGGUCAGUCUGUUGCUUUGGGCGAGUGUGUGACCAAAAAGUACAUGACCUGGUGUUAUCCUCGCCCACUGGACUGCCCAUUGUAUGUCUCAGACUCUGAACAAGAGCCUCGUUAUGUAGAUGAGCCAUCGGUUAAGAAACUGGGAGAUUUCCAGAUCCCAAUGCCAGAUAUCCCUGGUAUGAUGCCUGGAGCCGAGGUACUAGUGGAAGUCAAGAUGCAUUUCGGAGAGACAGAAGUUCGCGCAGAAGCUUUGGUUUUAGGGCAGACUGUCACUGCAGUCUGUCAAUGGAUUGGAUAACUUCGGUAGUAAAAUCAACAGACA
Messenger RNA from Lobosporangium transversale, 2321 nucleotides. RefSeq lists its product as hypothetical. The record is from RefSeq and is a predicted model, not a curated record. Lineage: Eukaryota; Fungi; Mortierellomycota; Mortierellomycetes; Mortierellales; Mortierellaceae. Bases 30 to 2297 code for a protein of 755 amino acids. The transcript is spliced from 2 exons.